Messenger RNA from Oryzias latipes (Japanese medaka), 2921 nucleotides. Lineage: Eukaryota; Metazoa; Chordata; Actinopteri; Beloniformes; Adrianichthyidae. The record is from RefSeq and is a predicted model, not a curated record.
CAGUCUUUGGGGGGUUGGGGAGGAGAAGGGGAGCUGGGACACGGCCUCAGUCUAUGGGAACACAUUUUGAGCCCUUUGGCUUGCCAUAGACCAGCUUCAGCGCUCCUGGACUCAGUGCGCUCGCGCGCCAUCAGCACACUCUGUCUGCUGAGCCUCUCGCGCGCUGCCGGAUCGAACCUGGGCCCCGUCAUGGAUCUGGACCCGGUCGUGCUCCUUCCCGCCUUCCUCUUCACCGUUGUCGCCAUAUAUGUGGCUUCUUCUCUGCUCCGGAGGAGCGGCGACUCCUCUGCCGGGGACAGGAGGCCCAAAGUCGGCCCCAGAGACGCCGUUCCUCCGUCCAGAGCGCUGGGAGAAGCGGUCCGGACCGAACCAGCCGCCCGGGACCAUCCCGACCUCCAGGCUGAUCCAGAACCAAUCAAAGUACCGGAACCAGCUCCAGAACCAGUCAAAGUACCGGAACCGGGUCCAGAACCAGUCAAAGUACCGGAACCAGCUCCAGAACCAGUUGAAGUAGCAGAACCAGCUCCAGAACCAGUCAAAGUACCGGAACAAGCUCCAGAACCAGUCAAAGUACCGGAACCAGCUCCAAAACCAAUUAAAGUACCGGAACCAGCUCCAGAACCAGUCAAAGUACUGGAACCAGCUCCAGAACCAGUCAAAGUACCGGUACCAGCUCCAAAACCAAUCAAAGUACCGGAACCAGCUCCAGAACCAGUUAAAGUAGCAGAACCAGCUCCAGAACCAGUCAAAGUACCGGAACCAGCUCCAGAACCAGUCAAAGAACCGGAACCAGCUCCAAAACCAAUAAAAGUACCGGAACCAGCUCCAGAACCAGUCAAAGUACCGGAACCAGCUCCAAAACCAAUCAAAGUACCGGAACCAGCUCCAGAACCAGUCAAAGUACUAGAACUAGCUCCAGAACAAGUUAAAGUACUAGAACUAGCUCCAGAACCAGUUAAAAAAGCAGAACCAGCUCCAGAACCAGUCAAAGUACUAGAACCAGCUCCAGAACAAGUUAAAGUACCAGAACCAGAGGCUGUUCCAUUUCUUGUAGCAGCUCAAGAGUUUGCUACUGAAAAUGAAGCAAUACCUAAGCUAGUUUCUGAAACUCUAGGAGCUCUAGAGCCUGUCCCGGAACCAGCUCCAGAACCACUAAAUGUACCAGCUGUGGUUCUAGAAAUACCCUCAGAAGGUGUCAAUGAUCCAAAGUCUGAACCCGAGACAUCUGCUGAACCAAAACCUCUUUUAGAGGCUAAAUCCAUUUCUGUAUCAGACGCAUCUCCUGAACUUGGACCGAAGACUCUGACUGAACCGGAUUCUGUUGUGAAACCAGACUCUGGGCCUGAACCUGUGACCCAGUCUGAUGGGGUUAUCGAUGAACUCCAACAAUCACCUGAAAGCAUCAAGACACCAGAACAGUCUGCUCUAGAUCUGGUUCUGGAAUUCACUGAGCCUGGAGACGGAGGGUCCAAGGAACCGCAACAAGACCCCGAGAUGGCCCUGAACGAUGUGGCUGCAGCUGCCGGCUUCUCCUCAGGGAGCAGCAGCUUCGGGACGCUGAUGACCAAGGAGGAGGCGGAGCAGAGGUGUUUGUGUCGCCUCCUUUUCUCUCCAGGGUCGAGUUCACCUCAGAUUUCACCCGUUUGUGACGACGCUGCGCCCUCAGCAGGUCGCAGUGAGCUGAUCAGUGAGGAGCAGCCCUGCAGGGAGGGGGUCCAGCUGGAGCUCCCUCCACGUUCCGUCCAGCCGCUUUAACCCUCCAGGAAGCAGAUCUGGAUGAUUCUGCAGCUUCUGUCUCGAUAACCCGCAUGAGUGGAGCUUUGCUGACAGCAGGAGCCUCGGUUUUCCUUUGUGCUCUGUUUCUGUUCCGUCUGAAGACUGUUGUGGAAAAAGUUGAUCAAUGCCCCCCCCCCCCCCCCCCAGCUGUAGGCCUACAGGGCAGCACUGCCCUCUAGUGGCCUCAUGGAGGAGUUUCAGCUGGAAGGAGGAAAGAGGAGGUCAGUCCUUCAUCUCCUCCAGUCUGAGGGAGGAGAACCUGAUUUCAUGAAGAAUGAAGUAUGAUUCCUGGAGUAAUCAGAUUACUGAAGUCCCGCUCUGAUCAUCAUCAUCAGAUUGAUCACCUUCGCAGUCGUCUUUUUGUGGGGUUUUCUAGGACGUAGUUCCUGCAGAGCGGCAGGAGUUCAUUAAAGAUUCACCUCAGAGUUGUGGGCGGGACUGUUGGAGAACAACCCCGCCCCCUUCACUCCACUUGACGGCGUCUGAAUGAAGGCGCCGCCUCCAGCUUCAGGUUGGAGAAACCGUCUUCCGUGACCUCCUGUGCUCCGUCAUGCGUGUUUUUUAACGCUGCUGUGAUGCAGAAACCCUCCCCUUCUUUCUCAAUGCAAUAAUUUCACAUUUUCAAUGUUUGGAGAUCAGGAUUAUUUCAUCUAGAGAGUUCAGUGUCGGUAAUCGCGCCUCCACGUCUGACACGUCAUGACAUCAUCCAGAGACUCGGCGGUGCGGCGAGCUUCACCGUCUGCUGCAUGGCGGCGCUUUCAGCGCUACUUCUGUCUCCGUGACCCCGUUUGACGACUUCCUGUCCCGCUUUAGUUGGAGGCAGGGGUCACUGAGGUGCGGAGGCGGGGUCACUGAGGUGCGGAGGCGGGGUCACUGAGGUGCGGAGGCGGGGUCACUGAGGUGCGGAGGCGGGGUCACUGAGGUGUUUCUGCUCUGACUGAAACCAGACUGAACAGAAACAAGAAACAGAUUUUCAGUAAUCUGAUUACUCAGGGCCAGCAUGGAGCGCAGCUGAGACUCUCCUGUCAUGGGGGGGGCUGUUUGUAAAUGAGAAAAACUGAACUGGAAAACACAGGAAACACGGAUCUGAAUUUCAAAAUAAAAGUCUUCCUUUGAAAAAUGAAAAUAAACCAAAUUUUUCUGUU